AUGGCGAGAAGCGUUCGAAUGGAACGCCGGCGCGGAGUCCUCCAGUUCAAGGCCCGCAAGCUCUGGGCUGCAUGCUUGGGCGGAGUUUUGCUCCUCACGAGUGGACAAGUCGGAGCAGAGCAGCUGCAGGAUGGCCUUUCGAGGCGAGAUCUGCAGGAUGUCGAUUCCUCACCCGCUGCAGCAAACACUGCCAUAUGCAAACUGCACAACCCGAAAGUCGAAGCCCCAGUGACUAGCGAGUUGACACUGUCCGAGGAAAGGCUGACAGCUACUCUGGUAUGUUCAGGCCAAAACGUCGUCUUCGUACCAGCAAAUCUGGAGAACGUCUGCCAAAAACCGCCGAAUGGAAAAAGCAAGGAAUCGGAAGAUGUGUGCAAGAAAAACACGAAUGAUAAUGACUCAAAGUGCAAACUCCCCAUAUAUGUGCUGGCAAGGGCGUCAACUGUCGAGAACGUCGUCACUUGCGCCUACGGUAAAAAGAGCAAUAAAACCCCCGUGAAGGUGGAGAUAACACAGGAUCAGAACAGUCUGACAAUUCUAUGUGGACAGGAAGGCUCCAUCCAGCCCACCGAGUACGCAACCAAGUACUGCGAGGCCGACGGUCUGAAGGAUUGCAGCAAGUCUUACACUGAGAUUCUCCCUGCGUUCGAUGAAAAAUGGACACCAUUACAGGGGACGGACAACUCCGCGAAGUUGGCAAUCCCUGCUAGCGAGUUCCCUUCUGGGGACAAGUCAUUUUAUAUAGGCUGCACUCCCAGCGGAGGCAAACGUGAAGAGGGUAAGGAAAGGAGUGCAGGAAGCGCAGCCGCUGGAGGAUCCGACGCUGCUCCGACGACGUGCAAGGUGUUGGUGACCGUCAAGGCGGCGGGCUCGUCCUUGUCGGCUGGCGCAGGUGUUGCAAUGUCCGCUGCAACAUCUGGUGCUGCCUUGUUGACCGGGCUCGUUGCUGGCAGCUUGUGA
Besnoitia besnoiti is the source of this 960-nucleotide messenger RNA. Its product is annotated as SAG-related sequence. Gene Ontology annotation, cellular component: membrane. Lineage: Eukaryota; Apicomplexa; Conoidasida; Eucoccidiorida; Sarcocystidae. Bases 1 to 960 code for a protein of 319 amino acids. The transcript has 2 exons. The record is from RefSeq and is a predicted model, not a curated record.